GUCUUGGCUUUAUAAAACAAGUUUCAGUUGUAAGUGUUAUGUCAUUCCUCAUACAUUGUGGCUCGUGAUCUCUGCUAUAUUGCCUUACAAGUUACAAUUGCACUAUUACAUAUCUUGUUAAGCACUUAAGCAAGAUAAGGUCUUACUAAUAGUAAUACUAACACUGACAGUAGAACCUCCACACCACAAAGAUGGCAUCGUUAGAUGAAGUUGCUGUGAAGUAUUUCACCAAAAGGGCGGAGUUAAUGUUUUCAAAGAACAAUGUUCAGAAAAUGUCAGUUGGGAGAUUUCAAGGAUGCCUGAGUCAGGCUUCUAGAGAUGUUUUGGAAUACUUCCAAUUGAAUUAUGCUGGCAGGUUCAAAAAGUUUUUCAUGGAUCAUCCAGAUAGAUUUCUGGUAGAUUCUGAAAACAACAUAUUAUUGGUGAGACAACCUGCUGACUCUUCAGUUAAAGUAAAGCCACAAGUAUCUGAAAAUGCAGAUGUUGAAAAUUUAGAAGAAGGAAAGAUGACUCCAUUGUCUGAAAACCUGGCAACUUUGGGCUUUCUAAGUGCUUUUCUUAAGACAAAAGUGCAGCCAGUUCCUCUAUCAGAAACUUCCUUAGCCUACUCGUUAAUGAAUGACAACAUGAAGAAGCUUAUUCAAACAUGUGAAGGACAUGCCAUUUCACAAAAAAUAGCAUCUUUUCUAAGAUCCUUUUGGUUUUUUGAAAUAUCAAAAGCUAAGAAAAUUCACCUCAAGAAAGAUAAAGAAAUUCACGAAUAUCUUGGAAAAGCUGAGAAUUUUGCAAUAAAGUCUAUGUGUAUUUGUUAUAUACUCCAAGGCUACACAGAUAUUAAACAAAUCUAUCAUAUACUUAAUGAAAAAUAUAGAUUUUUAGUAUCAAAAUUUCUAGGACUAGAAGAAUUUUCUACGUUUUUAAAUAAACACAGAAACAUUUUUUUUCUUCCUGGAGGUGGAAAAAUCCACAUGGUUCAUGAUCCAAGUAAAAAAGAACCAGUAGAUAAUGAAUACAAAUUCUUAAAAACCAUCAGUGAAAAGCUGGAUAAAUCACAAAUUAACAACCAUAAUGUUUCAAGACCUCCACCUGGUGAAUUCCAAAACACUAGAUAUGCUGAUGUAGUUGAGUGUCGUAGUGGAACUGUGGAAGAAAAACGUAUGCAGAGCAGUCAAAUUAAUCGUACGUUCGUACACGUUGAAAGUGAAGAUGGUCAACGGUCCCAUGAUGUCGUAUCAUCACAUGUUCCAUCCAUUAGUACCGUGGAAGGUCCAGAUACUACACAAAAAAUUGGCAGUUGCUGCUCUUUUGAACCACAUGCUACAGUCGCUUCUAAGUCAGCAAGUGAUUUUGAACCACAUGUUACAGUGGCUUCUAAAUCAGCAAGGGAUUUUGAACCACUUGUUACAGUGGCUUCUAAGUCAGCAAGUGAAAAUGACUGUAAAAUUAUUUAUUCCACUGAUAACGAAGAUAGUAGAAAAGAAAUUUCAGCAAAUUUACACAACUUACCAGAGGAACAUAUCAAAAUAUGGCAUUUUGUGAAGGAAGUUAUAGGUCAUGUUGUGUAUGUAGGAAGAGAGGGCAGUAUUAUACAGUGUCUGUUAAAUAAUGCUGAAGGUUCAAUAUCUUGUUUAAUAUAUUAUCCUAACAAUUCGUACGACUCUGAUGACAGAGGAUGUAAGGCACCAACAUUAUCAAUGCUCACAGUUGGCUCUUUAGUAAGAUGCAUUCUAGAUGAUAAUAUCGGAUAUCAGUUUGGUGACAAGGUAAUGAUGUUUGCCAAAAACAUCAUCAUGGAUAAUAACUCUGGUAGAAAUGGAGUUUAUCAUUCUCUCGGAGAAAUUACCAAAACAACCGAUUGUGCAAAAGAUAGAAAGAUUGAAAGCUUAGUGAGUGAUUCUUUAACUAAAAAUGAUGAUCAUGAUGACAACAGCAUUGUUCAAAAGAAAAGGAUAAAUUCAUCUUCUUGUACAAAAAAUAGUAAUUUGAAUGAUACAACACAUCCAUCUGUAUCUUCAGCUGAUGAAAAGCUUAGAGCCACAGAUAAUUUUCAUUUUGUUUUAACAUCAGAUGAAGCUGUCAUUCAACCUGAACCAAAUACAGAUCCUAAGUCGCACACACAACAGCCUGUAUUUGUUUCUUCUGAAACCAACUGCAGUAGAUCUUCAGCUGUGUUGGGGGAAAGUAACUUGAGUAUCUGGAAUAUUGAUUCUGAUUCACAGCAGGAAAGAGACAGUCAGCAGGACUCUCGACAUGAAGGCACAAAAGAUGAUAUUGAUGUUACCUAUCUAUCUGGGUUUCAAGAUGCUACUAAAAUUUUAAUGCAAGUCCAGUUGGAAAUUGGUUCCAUACUUGCACAAAAAAGGAAUAAAGGCAAACAACCUGAAGACGUUCUUGAUGAUGUAGGCAAAGUUUACAGUAGCAAAACUGGAUUUUAUAAGGAUUGUCGAAGUGUAACUGAUCACCAAACACAAACCGAAAUUAUAAGUUUAAAUUCUUCCUGUCAGACCAUUUCCACUGGUCCUGUUUAUAUUAAAAAGUGUUAUUACUAAUGAUGCAUGUUGAAGCCUUCUGUAUAAUAGUUGUUACAGAGUAUAUAUCAAAUAUUUUAACACUUAGU
Molecule: messenger RNA, 2617 nt
Organism: Limulus polyphemus (Atlantic horseshoe crab)
Lineage: Eukaryota; Metazoa; Arthropoda; Merostomata; Xiphosura; Limulidae
Exons: 2
Coding region: 192-2549 (785 amino acids)
Source: RefSeq, a predicted model, not a curated record